Penaeus vannamei (Pacific white shrimp) is the source of this 477-nucleotide messenger RNA. NCBI's taxonomy places the organism in Eukaryota, Metazoa, Arthropoda, Malacostraca, Decapoda, Penaeidae. The record is from RefSeq and is a predicted model, not a curated record.
AGCCGUGGACGUCAGAUGCCCCUACGGCUGCGAACAGUGCUCGCCCAUCAACGGGUGUCUGGCCUGCAAACCGCCCUUCUUCCUUCUGCUGAGGCGCGACGGGCCCCGGCAGACGGCGACGUGCACGAGGGCGUGUCCCAGAGGCUUCUACAAGAUCAAGAGAAAAAAGAAACGAGGAUUCUGUGCAAAGUGCCUGCUCCGCGGCUGCGAGGAGUGCUCCACCAGGCACUACUGCUCCGUGUGCAAGACGGGCAAGUUCCGCCACGCCGGGAGGUGCCACAAGCGGUGCCCCGAAGGAACGGUGAUCAGCGCGCGGUCGCCGGGGCUCUGUCUGCCGGCGCGCUGCCCGUGCCCGUCAAAAGUAUGACUAAGAACUCCGGCCCCUGUUACCGCUCCCACACAACCAGCAUCCAGGACCGCCGUCCAUUCACGGAGCUCAACACCAAUCCCAAACUUCUUGCAUUCUCUGGCCGUUAA